AUGGUUGGUAUUCCGCCCCCGGGUCAUCGCCUUCGCCAUCGUGAUCCCCUCCGCCUUGCCCUGCCAUCCCGUUCCAUUUUCUCCUUGGGUCUGUCUGGCUGGGUCCCUGCCGAGUCCGCCUUUACGCUGAAGCAGCGGGCACGCCCACCCGCGCAUUCUCUCUCACGGAAAGGGCCAGCGCGCCGCCAGUACCGGCACCAGCAUAUGUGGCCAGGAUCAGCAGCGGGUAAGAAGAAGAACGACAAGAACAAGAGGCACAGGGAGAGGAAGAAAGGCAUGAAGAAGAAGAAGAGGCACAAGAAGGCGAGGGACGGGAAGAAGAGGGAGAAUAUAGGAGAUGAGGCAGAGGCUCAGGCUCCUGCUCCUGCUGCCGCCGCCGCCGCCGCCGCCAAUGCAAGUGUCGCCCAAGGUAGCCGCGCCGCGCCUGGCCUUGCCCUGCAUCAUCUCAGUCUCACCCAAUUCUUGAAUGCCCCCAAACAUUAA
This is a messenger RNA of Colletotrichum orchidophilum, 483 nucleotides long. RefSeq lists its product as uncharacterized. The transcript has a single exon. The record is from RefSeq and is a predicted model, not a curated record. Lineage: Eukaryota; Fungi; Ascomycota; Sordariomycetes; Glomerellales; Glomerellaceae. The coding region runs from base 1 to 483 and encodes 160 amino acids.